Messenger RNA from Helianthus annuus (common sunflower), 1374 nucleotides. RefSeq names its product UPF0481 protein At3g47200. Lineage: Eukaryota; Viridiplantae; Streptophyta; Magnoliopsida; Asterales; Asteraceae. The transcript has a single exon. The record is from RefSeq and is a predicted model, not a curated record. The coding region runs from base 1 to 1374 and encodes 457 amino acids.
AUGCAGACAACCGAAAGUGACCAUGUAAUAGUUGAAAUCCCCUAUGAUCAACCGGUGAUCAACUACAACAAUUUAGGGGUGGUCAAGGAGUGGCAACGUUGCCUUACGGGCAUAGGGAUCAGUACCAACUACACACGCCAACGCCAUAUCGAAAAAGUACCACCGUUGCUCUUAGAAGGUGAGAGAGGUCGUAGAAACCGCGAGUACUACGAGCCUGCAGUGGUUUCACUUGGCCCAUACCACUAUAAGUCAAGAAUCCGCUUUGCUCAAGCCGAGGAGUACAAACUCAUAACACUAGAAGAGUAUGGUUUGAGAACCGGGAAACCUAUUGCUUUGUUAUACAACAUGGUCUUUGAGGUGAUACAUGACGCCAGAAAGUGCUAUAUCGAUGGUUCUACAGAUGCUUACAAUGAUGAGGAGUUCAAUCAAAUGAUGCUACGCGAUGCUUGCUUUGUUUUGUUCUUUAUUGAAUGCAUAUCUCAUGCAAACAACAUGUUGUUGUUAAAUAGCGAGUAUUUAGGCGCAAUAGGGUUUGCAAACAUAACGCGUGAUAUUUUCUUGCUGGAGAACCAGAUCCCGUUUGUGGUGCUCGAAGUUUUGUUAAAGUUGAGGUUCCCCGACGAUAAAGGCGAAGAUAUUCUAAACAGAUUCUUUAACUACUUAAACUAUGGCCAAGUGUUCACUAAGGAUGAAAAGGUGCUUGGAAACAAGCAACCCCUUCAUCUUCUGGAGCUUUACAGGUCUUAUUUCAUAUCGCUUCCAACUAAUUCCAGCAAGCAGAGUAAAAAGAAUGUUUCAGAUGUAGAUCAUAAGUACUUAAAACGAAACAGAUGGUUUGCUUCAGCAACAGAACUCAAAUCACAAUGGAUUUUCUUGAGACCGGCAUACGAUGAGAAAAUUGCAUUUCAUUCUCACCGUUGCUAUGGUGUAAUCAAGCUUCCAAGAAGAGCGGUUUCCUCAAAUUCAAAAGUUAUUUACUUGAACAUGAUCGCGCAUGAGAUGUGCACGCAUAACCCAAAUGACUUUCGAGUUUCCACUUAUAUUCGGAUAAUGAAAUCGUUAAUUAUCCAACAUGAAGAUGUGAAGGAGUUGAAAAACAAGCUUAUAUUGUUAAAUUAUGUUGGUUGUGAUGAACAAGUGGUGAAGAUGUACGAUGAGAUUGAUGUCCCGGCGGUUAACUAUUCCAAGUUUUAUCAGUUCUGGCGAGGGAUCGAAAAGCACCACAAUGCCAAGUACAAGACGUGGGCGGGGGAGUUGAUUACCAACUACUUUAGUAGUCCAUGGAAGACGGUUGCUUUGUUGGCGGCUACUGCUAUUCUACUCACUAGUUUUCUACAGACUUACUUUGCAGCCAAGCAACUUCCUGAUCGAUGA